CUUCAUUAGAUACCACGCUGUGUGCAGCAGUUAAAAGACCAAGCUAAAGUGAAGUCAGUCGGUCAGACAGACACUGUUAGUCAAAUAUGUUGUUUUUCCAUAGAUAUCUUGAGUCAAAGUGCAACAUUUUUUCCUUUUCGUAAAGUACAUAAUAUCUUCUACGCUUCGUGCGUGUAAAAAAUAACAGCAGCAUCGAUAGCAGAGGAGCACGAGCGUAAUUUAUGUUGCCAGGAAACCGCAGCCACAGCAUCUAUUAAAGCCACAGUUUUGUUAACUCUGAUGGUCAUUUUGAGGACAAAAACGCUGAGUUACACUCGCUGCUGAUCACCGAGCAGUUGGAGCCAAUCCGAGCGUACCAAAAUCAUGUUAACACAGCUCUGUCGCUUUUGUCUGCCGCCUCUAUUACCGUUACACCAUCCAACCUACGGUUGACAGAGUCACAGAGUUGUCGUGUUUUACCGCAUCCCGAUCCUAGAGAGACAGCCUUCGGGCGAGAGCAGCUGCCAUGACAGGGUUGGGAGCAGAGGAUGACAUUCCUCUCUGUGAGAGGAAAACAGUCACAGACUUCUGCUAUCUUCUGGACAAGUCUAAACAACUUUUCAAUGGCUUAAGGGAUCUGCCGCAGUAUGGACACAAGCAGUGGCAGUCUUAUUUCGGCCGAACAUUUGAUGUGUAUACCAAGCUGUGGAAGUUUCAGCAGCAGCACAGACAAGUCCUGGACAACCGGUAUGGUCUCAAAAGGUGGCAGAUCGGUGAGGUUGCCUCAAAAAUUGGCCAGCUGUACUAUCAUUACUACCUCCGAACUUCGGAAACAAGCUACCUAAAUGAAGCCUUUUCUUUCUAUUCGGCCAUUCGUCAGCGAUCAUAUUAUCACCAGGUCAACAAAGAAGACAGGCCAGAGCUGGUGGUUAAGAAGCUGAGGUAUUACGCUCGCUUUAUCGUUGUUUGUCUGUUGCUCAACAAAAUGGACCUGGUUAAAGCGUUAGUCAAGGAGCUUUCUGAUGAGAUUGAAGACUACACCCAGCGUUUCAACACCGAGGACCAGCUGGAGUGGAACCUGGUGCUGCAGGAGGUUGCUGCUUUUGUGGAGGCAGAUCCACUUAUGAUUCUUAAUGAGGACAAUGGCGUAGUGGUCAUAUCCAAUCGUCUGCAGGAAGGGGGCGUGCCCUCACUUGAACAGGGCAUGGUGGUUGGCCAGCUCAGCUUGGCAGAUGUGCUCAUCAUUGGCAACUGUAACAAUCAGGUGAAGUUCAGUGAGCUGACCAUCGAUAUGUUUCGGAUGCUUCAAACCCUUGAGAGGGAACCUGUGAACUUGGCCACACAAAGCUCCAAACCAGGGACACUUGUAAGAGAAGACUCUUACACUCUCCCUGUCACUCUCUAUGAGCCCAAUGAAAAGCCGGCCAAGCGAGAGAAUCCUCAUAAAUAUCUCCUGUACAAACCAACCUUCAGCCAGCUUUAUACUUUCCUGUCUGCCUCCUUCAAGGAGCUGCCAGCCAAUAGCGUGCUGCUGGUGUAUCUAUCCGCCACCGGAGUUUUCCCUGCUGGACGCUCAGACUGUGAAGGACCUUAUGACUGCGGAGGCGUCCUGACCAAUACAAACCGAGAUGUGGUGAACGGUGAGAUGGUGCAGAAGAGGAAUCAGGCACAAAAGGAGAUGCACUGCCUCCACCCAGGAGACCUAUACCCGUUUACUAGGAAACCUCUGUUUGUCAUUGUAGACUCAUCCAACAGCACAGCUUAUAAGAAUUUCUCCAAUCUCUUUGGUCAACCACUGGUAUGCCUGCUUUCUCCGACAGUAUAUCCGAAGAGCAUGCAAGACCAAUCUCAGCGUGGGAGUUUGUUUACUCUCUUCCUCUACAACCCCCUCAUGGGCUUCCUGUCUGUCUGUGGGCUGACCAGCAUGCGCAAUGGAUUGUGGGAAAAGGCCCAGGAACUCCUGCGGAAGGUUUUCCAUGACAUCGGCCAGAUGAUCACCAGUUCGCGAGUCAUAGAUCAAGCCUAUCUGCAGUUUUAUGGAGACGAGUUUCUGCGUCUGCUGAUGAUCCGUUUCGUGUUCUGCUGCACCACGCUGAGACUACACAAGAUCUUCCAGGAAGCGAGGAGUUUUCCAGAAUCGUACCCCCCGCUGCCUAAACAGGAGAUGGUGGAGAGUAGCCUUCUACAGAAACAUGUGCUGGACCUGGCAGCCAUGUUGGACGUGCAAAACCUUUUCUCUGAUGGCAUGCUGGAUAACUAUUGACCACAUGGUGGCACCUCGGCUAACUUACGCACACACACGCGCUCAUGCCCUCACACACACAAACACAGUCGUACUGUAGGUAGUUUCUUCUGAAUAAACUUACUGGGUGUUUAACCUACUCUCUAAACAUUUAGAUCUAGAUAGUUUAAGAACUAUUCAAGAGAAAUGUUUCAUCCUUGUGGGCAGAUAUUUACAGUUUGUCGUGUUCAUAUGUAUUUUUAGAUUUUAAGAAACUACACACACCCAGAGCGUCGCUCCCAACACACAAGAGAACACAUUGAUUUCAAUACAUGCAUGUACUGUGUGAGUGCAAGCACACGGACGUUCAGACCUGCUGAGGGCAGCUAUCACAGUUUCUGAAGGUCAAGCACAAGGUACAAAGGGUCAUUGUGGACAAUUAUAUAUUGAGAUAAAAGAAACAUUACAGGAAGUAGAGGAAAACAUGUUUAUGUUAAACCAUGUAAUUCAAGGGAGAUGGCUGAGAUGAGCCUAAAGCAUUUGCAAAAUGCAUUUGUUGGAGUAGGAAAAUUCAUUUUCCUUCUCAACACUUUGCCUCUGCAACGUUUACACAACUUUUCCAUAGGGAGCGUGCUGCAUGUUUGCAUUUUUGUUUUUGCUCCCAUGUUUAGAUGUUUUUUAUGCUUCUUGCCUUGUUUUGUUUGUUUUCGUUCGUUUUUUCGUCUCGUGGACUUUGGCCUGGUCCACUUUUGGGACGUUUCGGUCAUCUGCCGAACGCUACGUCACGAACAGGAUCUCCGUCGCCUCUUUUUACAGAGAGAUUCUUUUUAGCAUGCUUCGGUAGUGUGGUAAGCCCAUACUUACAUAGCUGAUGUACUAACCUAAUGUCUUAUUCCAUGUGCAGUGGACACCAAUAGCCGACAAAGUUCUCUUUUAUGUCACAGAGACGUACAGGCUAAUACUGUGUAAAAAAUUGUGUAUAUACAUAUAUAUAUAUAUAUAUAUAUACAUAUAUAUAUAUGUAUAGUUCUACAAGAAGUUAAUGUGAUGCAGAGAAGUGUGUCUGUCUGGGUUGUUCGUUGUGGCAGAUCUGUGAAAAGAUGACCCCUGCAUGUGACAGGGGCAGUGUUCUUGUGUCUAAUUCGUGAAUGGACCAUGCCACUGUCUCAUCUGCGCACUCGACCCCCCCCCCGCUACUCGGAUGACAUUCCAAGACUCGCUGGCAGAAGAGCUUCUCCUUUACAAUCCAUCCAUGUCAAGGACAAGUAGACUCCAUCGGUCUAAUAAGAAGUGUUUUGUUGGUUUCAUUACAUCACGAUGAUAAUUAUGAUAAUGGUUACAAUAAUAGCCUUGCACUUUACUUGCACUAUUUAAGUUUGAUUCCGAUGUUAUUUAUUGUGCUGUUGGCAAGAGGCAUGUCUGAUCAUUCCAUUAUGUCACUUGUUUGAGUGGCAUAUAGCUUUCUCUGUAUUGAAAAAAUGGCACACAUUCUGGCUUUGAAAUAGUUGUCACGGUUUACCAACUCUUCCCUCAACGUUCGAUCAUGGCCAGUCAAAUGGGACCAGAAGAUUUUUGCAUGCAGAGAGCACAAGGUCCCAUGAACUAUUCUAGUACCCCCUCACCUGUCGUCCGGUACCUCAACCCUUGUCGUUGAAUCUCAUUUUUAUUUUUGCAUGUUAUGCCCAAAACUUGUUAGCUUGUGAUGCGAAUAUAGCUGCUUCCACUGAUGUCUUUUUGAAAUAAUACCCUAUUUUAGAAAAAGCGAGACGUUUGCUCAUGUUUGCGAACAAAUCACUGCCAAACAGAAUCAACCCUAAUAUGGAAUUUCCACUGCCCGAAUUAUGCAGACAAACGUGUUGUCCGCAAUCUCGCAGUCACAAUUACCUUUUUUAUUAUGCUGUUUUUUGUUUGCCAAAAGCGAGAAGGCUCGAUGGAGACGAGCAGGGAAACAGAAGGUGACUGUCACUGUUUCCUCUCUGUCUUGUCUUCUGACCUUGACCGGUUGACCAUUGAAUGUUUUUGCCUUGUUUUAUUUCAUUUGUGUUAGUAUGUAAGUUGAUUUAAUGUCUCGACUUCCUAACAUUCUAUAAAUUAGCUCUGUAAAUUCUUGUCGAGGCGGUCCGUGUAUAGUGGGCUAAGAGCAACGGGGUAAUGACAGAUUAUAAGCACUUAUGCAUGAAAUGUAACAAACAUCUAACAAACUUAGAUUUAAAAAAUGCAAUACCCCUUUUUGAUAUGGGAAAAUCAUUUUAUCAGAGUGUUUUCUUAUAAAGAGACAAUAGUCAAUCGUGCGAGACAUUUCCGUAAUAGAUUCAUUAGCAAGGCAUUAGUGGUCAAAAUCCCCUCUGCUCUGUUUUAAUGCCACAGUUGAACGCUUUAAUAGCCAUGAUUUAAAGCAACCUAAGGAUAUGAAUUUGUGUAUUUGUUUUCUUUUGUAAUCCUGGUUUGUGGGGCCAGAUCCAAGGUGUAGUACGGGUGAUUUCUACCAGUUCCUACUGUUGUGGGAGGGAACAUUUUCAAAAGUGAUGUAAUGGUCAGAAUACUCUUUCUUUAUAAGUUAAGGGGUUCUAGAGUUGCUAGUUGAACAUACUUGCAUUGUCCAGUUGUCAUGUGUUUUUAAUCAAUUAACUGUUUUGUCUUAUAUGUUGCCAAAUUAUAUUUGAUGUUUGUUGUUAAAUGCAGAAAAAAAGAACAAAGAAAAAAUGUGAUGAUACCAAAACAUGCAAGCUUUUUGUUUUUAAGAAUGCUAUUUAAGAAUAUUAAAAUGUUUUUGACUGUUUUGCUUAA
This is a messenger RNA of Triplophysa rosa, 4987 nucleotides long. It is a transcript of the gene scai, whose product is annotated as suppressor of cancer cell invasion. NCBI's taxonomy places the organism in Eukaryota, Metazoa, Chordata, Actinopteri, Cypriniformes, Nemacheilidae. Gene Ontology annotation, biological process: DNA-templated transcription. Bases 506 to 2242 code for a protein of 578 amino acids. The record is from RefSeq and is a predicted model, not a curated record. The transcript is spliced from 17 exons. Gene Ontology annotation, cellular component: nucleus. Gene Ontology annotation, molecular function: transcription corepressor activity.